Messenger RNA from Alosa sapidissima (American shad), 2298 nucleotides. RefSeq names its product DnaJ (Hsp40) homolog, subfamily C, member 11a (gene dnajc11a). The record is from RefSeq and is a predicted model, not a curated record. The transcript has 16 exons. The coding region runs from base 64 to 1743 and encodes 559 amino acids. Gene Ontology annotation, biological process: cristae formation. Lineage: Eukaryota; Metazoa; Chordata; Actinopteri; Clupeiformes; Clupeidae.
GCUACCUCCCGGCCAAAGCCAGAGAUCAGUGUGGUGAGCGGGCGGGGAUGAAAGGUUGUAAACAUGGCGGCGGCCUUGGACGAAGAUGAAAUUGACAACGAUGACUACUAUUCCCUUCUUAAUGUCAGAAGAGAGGCCACACAAGAUGAGCUAAAAGCAGCAUAUCGGAGACUUUGCAUGCUCUACCAUCCCGAUAAGCAUAGAGACCCGGAACUUAAGAGCCAGGCAGAACAACUCUUUAAUUUGGUUCAUCAAGCUUAUGAAGUGUUAAGUGAUCCACAGUCCAGAGCUAUAUAUGACAUCUAUGGCAAAAGAGGUCUGGAAGUGGAGGGAUGGGAAGUGAUCGAGAGGAAGAGAACUCCGGCUGAGAUUCGUGAGGAGUUUGAACGUCUCCAGAGAGAGAGGGAGGAGCGGAGGCUGCAACAGAGGACCAACCCCAAGGGGACAAUCAGCGUUGGUGUGGAUGCCACUGACCUCUUUGAUCGCUAUGAAGAGGAUUACGAUGAUGUCCCAAGUGGGGGCCUUCCUCAUAUUGAGAUAAACAAGAUGCACAUAUCUCAGUCUAUAGAGGCACCUCUGACUUCUGCGGACACAGCCAUUCUUUCCGGCUCUCUCUCCACACACAACGGCAAUGGUGGGGGAAACAUCACCAUGGCACUACGCAAAGUCACAUCUGCAAAGGGCUGGGGAGAGGUGGAGGUUGGAGCUGGAGAUACACACGGGCCUCUCUUUGGAUUAAAAAUCUUCCGCAACUUGACAACUCGCUGCUUCUUGACUGCUCAGUGUGGGAUGCAGUUCUCGUCCCGUGGCGUACGGCCAGGCGUCACUACUGUACUGGCGCGGCACCUGGACAAGAAUACCAUGGGCUAUCUGCAGUGGCGUUGGGGCACCCAGUCAUCCAUGAACACCAGCAUCGUCAGAGACACUAAGAGCUCCCACUUCACGUUUGCUAUGCAGCUGGGGAUACCUCAUACCUUCAUGAUGAUGAGCUACCAGUACAAGUUUCAGAAUGAAGACCAGACUAAAGUCAAAGGCUCGGUCAAGUCAGGAUUCUUUGGGACUGUGGUGGAGUAUGGUGCGGAGACAAAGAUCAGCCGACACAGCGUUCUGGGGGCAACCGUCAGCGUCGGAGUACCACAGGGUGUCUCUCUAAAGAUCAAACUGAAUCGAGCCAGCCAGACGUACUUCUUCCCCAUCCAUCUAACUGAUCAACUCAUGCCGAGUGCCAUCUUCUAUGCCACUGUGGGGCCCCUAGUGUUCUACCUGGCCAUCCAGCGGCUUGUUAUCAGGCCUUACGUUCGCUCCCAGAAGGAACAGGAAUUGGAGAAGCAUCGACAGAGUUCGGCCACAGACAUCGCCAAAAAGAAGCAGGAAGCAGAGUCUGCUGUUUUGCUGAUGCAGGAGGGCGUACGCAGAAUCAUUGAAGCUGAGGAGUCCAAAAUGGGUCUCAUCAUCCUCAAUGCCUGGUAUGGCAAGUUUGUGACGGACAACAGCAGGAAGCACGAAAGGGCAAGGGUCAUCGACGUGACCGUCCCACUGCAGUGCUUGGUGAAGGACUCCAAGCUCAUUCUCACAGAAGCCUCAAAGGCUGGUUUACCUGGGUUCUAUGACCCCUGCGUGGGCGAGGAGAAGAGCCUGAAGGUGCUGUAUCAGUUCCGAGGAGUGAUGCACCAGGUGUUGUCCGGCGACUCAGAACCUCUCAGGAUACCGAAACAAUCUCACAGAAUUGACAAUGACACCUAGGACCUCUACUGGGCAGAGGAGGAGAUGACUUUGGAAGGAUGUUUGAGACUUGGAUACCCGCUGUGCCCAAGAAAUCAUACAUAUGUGCAUCCAUCUGUAUGGUGUUCAUCUUUUAAUCGUUUUCUAGGAAGGUUGUGUAUGAAAAUGGACCUGUUUGGAUGCCAUACUAUAUUGAAGAUCAUCUGGAAGGUUGCAGCCUUUCAUAUAUGUAAACUUAUGAAGGGUAUUUUGUUUCUCUUCUUUUUGGUUACCAUUUCAUUUCCCUACUUUUCUGACACCCAAUCCCCUCCAAAACGAGCAUAUUCAACAACGGCUUUGGCCAGCAUUGUGACCUUAUGUACGAAAGGAGGAUGACCAGAUCCAGUGCCUCUAUUUAACUCUUGUGAGAGUUUGAUGUCACCCUUGAAUACUUGCCAUGUGAAGGUAUGGGAACCAUGCUGCCAAUUCAGUGAAUUGCACAGGAAACAAGGUAGUCAUGCCCAACUGUCAGCUUUGUCUAUCAUUAUGACCAUAGUAUUUUUAAAAAUGGCACGGAAUAAACAAGCUUGAGAAACA